Anas platyrhynchos (mallard) is the source of this 5182-nucleotide messenger RNA. RefSeq names its product patatin like domain 1, omega-hydroxyceramide transacylase (gene PNPLA1). The record is from RefSeq and is a predicted model, not a curated record. Lineage: Eukaryota; Metazoa; Chordata; Aves; Anseriformes; Anatidae. Gene Ontology annotation, cellular component: lipid droplet; membrane; cytoplasm. Gene Ontology annotation, molecular function: triacylglycerol lipase activity. Gene Ontology annotation, biological process: triglyceride catabolic process; lipid homeostasis.
UGUGCCUAAGCCAGGAUUGAAGGUGAAUCCAAUUUAGAAAAACACCCUUGAUGAACAAAGCAUGAUGCAAAGAGGAAAAUUUACGUGGCUGUUCUGAUGCACGGUGGCACAGCAGUGUGGGGACCAUCUCCAGGUGGCAGCUGACGGGACUUAGGAUCACUCGUUAUAAAAGGGAAGUCUUGACUCAGCCCUGAGCAGUGGAGCUGGCCAUCCUUGAGGAUUACAGGAGCUGUUUAGACCAGGGGAAAUCUGGCUUUAGAACAGGAGGCAACUGAAGUAACUUGUGAAUGUAAACACCUUGGGAUCUGUCAUUAAAAGAGGCAAAAAAUCCAUCUUCUGAACUCAGCUGCAGCCAGAGAUGAGCCUGAGGAAAGCAGAGGAGAUAAAAGCUUGAUGUUUACAUGAUGAAGGACGGCUUGUGACAUUGAACUAGAAAUUUGACCUCAAGAUGACUGUGGAGGAUCUGCAGGCUUCAGGCACCCCUUUCUCGCUAUCCUUUUCAGGCAGCGGCUUUCUUGCCCUGUACCAGGUUGGGGUGGUGCAGUCCCUCCUGGAGCUGGCUCCCGAGCUGCUCAAAUCUGCCUGCAAGGUCUAUGGCUCAUCUGCUGGCUCACUUAUCGCUGCUGCUGUGGUGUGUGGCAUCAGCCUCGAUGACCUAAAGGAAUGUUUCUUUGCAACUGCCAAGGAAGCCAGGAAAACCAUCCUGGGCCCUCUCUCUCCCAAGUGCAGCUUGUUGGCAAAUAUCAGGGCUGUUUUGCAGCGGAGGCUGCCAGAGGACUCCUACCAGGUGGCUUCGGGGCGGCUGCACAUCUCACUCACGCGGGUAGUGGACGGCCAAAACGUCAUGGUCUCUGAGUUCAGCUCGAAGGAGGAGCUCAUUCAGGCUCUCCUCUGCAGCUGUUUUCUUCCUAUCUACUGUGGGUUCAUCCCUCCGUCCUACCGAGGUGUGCGAUACGUUGACGGAGGAUUCACAGGUCUGCAGCCUGUCUCCAGCUUGGAGGAAGCCGUGAUCACUGUGUCCCCAUUCACAGGAGAGCUCGAUAUCUGUCCACGGGACUGUCCUGCCAUCUUCUACUGUUUCCAGAUCUUUAACGGCAGCAUUCAGAUCUCAGUAGAAAACCUGUGCAGGAUCAGCUAUGCCCUCUUUCCACCUAGCACCAUGAUCUUGAACGACAUUUUUUCCCAAGGGUACCAGGACACUGCCCUUUUCCUAUGCAGGAACAAUGCCUUUGGCUUUAACUACUUUGACGGCAAUUUCCGCUUUGCCAGCAUGUGUGGGAAGAGCGACUUUCCGCAGCCUAACGGGAUGUUAAACAGCCUGAGCAAAAGGGUGCCACAGUACCUGGUGCCGCACUUCCUUCCAGGCCUGGCUCGGUGGAAGAAGCAGGAGAUGUUCAGACUGCAGGAUCCACUGUCAAAGGUCCUGUUGCAGCCAUACAAGCUGCCAGCGUUUCUUAAGAAGGGGCUGAAGCAGCUGUGGAAGCUGCUGGAAGACAUCGUCUCCCUGGCAAAACAGUUCCAGAAGCUCCUCCAAACUGUGGUGCCCAGCUUGCCUAAGAGAGCCAUGGCCAAGGGGUAACCAUCCCGGAUGGGCCCUGGGGUUCUCCAACACCAAGUAGUUUUCCAUCCCAGGAAGCAGUGGGUGACACCAGAGAUUGUUUCACAUGGCUGCAUGGCUGCUGUCUUUGUGGAGUUCUGCAGGGGUGGCUUUUUCACUUGGGGAAAUGGGCUGAUUUUGUUUCUAGAGUUAUUGCUGCAGUCUCCCUAUCCAGGCCUGACCAGCUUUAACAUGAUGGCCAAGGAAAAGCACUGCAGUGUUGCAUCUGCAGCCAAACCACAGGCUGCACAGGAGGGAUCCAGCAUCUUGACUUGCAUGUAUGUAUAGCCCAGCCACUGUUUUACCUAACCACUGACCACCAGAAGCAUCCCUCUCCCUUUUUUAAUCCAGAUCGCAGGACAGGCAUUUGCCAGGAAAUGUUACAUUUUAAAUGCAUCAAAAACUUUCAAACUUCCUAGUUUCCUGAAAUUAUUUUACCAACUACCUAUUCUUGAGCUCCAAAUGCACUUGGAGGCCUGCUUUUCCUGCCAGUGGAUGUAGGGGAACCUUUGGACCACAUUAAAUUUGCAUCAGUUAAGAAGGAAGGAUGGAGAAGCCUAACGAUUAACUCUUCUUCUUCAAAGCACUGCAGUCCUGGAGACUGUAUCUAUUACACAGCGAGAGCUGACAUUUCACAAAUACAUUAGUUCUUUCCAUCGUUCUGUCAUUUGCUGAUACAAGCAGUGUACAACCUAGGCAAACACACCUCUUGUUGCUGAUCUUGUUGCUGUAGAAAGAAUUGGCAGCACUCAUUUCAAACACCUUUUGCACAUCAGAUGCUGAUGGAUUGGCUGUAUCCCCAACCAAGUCUCCUGCAUUUGUUGGUUCCUGAUGGGCAGUGAACAGCACAAUAGCACAAGCUGUUUAUUUGAAUAAACAGCUUGUUUAAUUGCACAAAGGGAAAUAGUACAGAUGGAAGUUUCAUCCAAAUAGCUCUGGGGACUGCAGGCUUGAGUGUGGGAUAGCUAUAGGCUGCAUUGAUAUAAACAGAUUCUAAGCUAACUAUGACUGCACAGUGAAAGAUGUAUAAUUACAUCCUGCUAUCUCUGCUUGAAAUCAAUGACCUGGAAAUACUAUAUAUGCAAUGUGCACCUCUGAGCUUGCUAAAAGAAACCUGGGUGCUUGUUUUCAUUGGAUCCAUCAAAACCUGUUCCUAUCUCCCUUCUGUACUGGACAGAUUUAUACAACUCAAGCCCCUCAGCUAAAGCUGGGAUGCUCGAAACCAGCUCGUGAACUAUGACCAUCUACCCCACCACAGGUCAAAGCAGAGGUGGGACAGAGACACCCGCCACUCCCAGGCAGGAGCAGGGCUGGUCAGCCUGUCAUCUGCUUUAGCUUAUACUACACUUCUGCAUUCCCUUCCAGGCAGACAGCCCCACUGUGCAACAGCCUUUCUCCUGGUCUCUCUAGCAAGUACCACCACCCUUUAGCAGGAUAGGGCCAUUUCAGUCAGCCUCAGACAGUUACAGUAUUUCUCACUCAAAUGGGAAUUAAAAUCCCCCAAAGAAAACUGUCAUAUAAGAAUUGGAUAUCCAAAUCCACCAAGUUUGUCUGCAAAUCUUAGCCACCAAACAGGAGCAUAGCUUGAAGGGCAUUUCACCUGCCCAAGUUAUGUGGUAUGGUGCUUGAUCAAACAGAGCUAGCAAAACUUCAGGAAUUUUCUGUUAACAAAAAAAAAAACAAAAAACAAAAAACAGCCUACAGGGAACAUCUUAAACAGAACUCCCAUACCACAAGCCUGCAGAUGUGUGUUAGGAACUAAGUAGUGACUCAUCAUACAUAUCAGCUGCUUUAUGCUUUAUUAAGCCUUCAUCUUUUCAAGUAAGCACAUCUGGUGCUGUCUGCUCUCCACAAGCUUGGGGCUAAUGGCACAAAGGAGUCUUUGCAAGGGGCAGAAGCAAAGUUUGACAUUUUUUUGAAUCAUCUCAUGCAGGAGCUUGUUUCAAGCUGGGAAAGCCAGAUGCACUCCCUUCAAACCAUGCAGCAGAUUCUGUAUUUCUCCUGAAACAGCCCUGCUCAGGUAGGGUAAUGAGGCCUGCAGGGAUAGGAGGAGUGCUGUGGCCCAGCCUGUGCUGGUGACAUUAUUGCCAGUGUGUUCUUCAAUGCAUCUUGGUGUGUGUCAGCAGGCUGGGUUGCAAGUUGCUCUCUUCUCUUUGAAACAUAAACUGGGGUAAAAGGCAGCAGAUGCAUUAGAAACAAUCUUCUGUAGCUGGCAAGACCCUAAAGGGAGUAAAACCACAUUGAUCAAUUUGACUGACUCUUCUGUGACAAACUGGAUUCAAAUACCUGAUAGGGCUGCUUCCUUCCCUUCUGUUAUCUCCAAUGUAAUAGGAUAAGCAUGUUUUGAAAUGCUUAAAACAAUGUCCCCAUAUUGCUGUUCUGCUGCUUGGAUUAGUCUACAUUGAAUCCCAUAGAAAUAUGAAGCCCAAGGUAGCUGUGAUGAAGGUUUGGACACAAUCCAAGCAAUUAGGUACUUUCUCUGAAGCUAGAUCCCACCCUAGAUCCAGCAGGAGGGGAAUCUUGGGGCCUGAUCCAUGCAACUGAGCGAAAACAAAACAAACGUGUCCUAUCCUGUGUCUCAGGGUUUUUGCUGCAGAUAUUUUAUCGUGAACUGACUGUUUCUAUGUUAGAUACUAAGGGCUUCAAAAAUGUCCUGCUGGGCAGAUGGAUAAAGAGGCAAAUGUUUGUGAUUAACUCACUAAUCUACCCUGAGCUUUGCUCCUGUGCAAGCCUUACAGAACAAUAGUCCUUUUGGAGCUCUUCUGGCUUAUUCAGGAACACAGUUGAGAGCUGUGUGCAGGUUUAUACCCUUGCUUAUUUAGUUACACUAAUGACCUUACAGUGUUGUACACAUAGACAAUAAAAUAGUCUUUUUCUAACCUAAUCAGGGCUUUUCCUUCCCAGCCAUGAGAAAUCUGAGGCACUUCUCCCCAGGAGACUGAGAGCCCUUACUAAUGUCUUGGUUGUUAUGUGGCCUAACAAGUAAGUCUUGAUUCCUACCACAGGUGAUCUUAGGUUAGUGAAAACUGUUACAGCCCAGCUGCUGGCUUGGGGAAAGCUCAUUUUAAUUCCUACCCUCAAAACUAGAGACAAAGGAAUCCCUGAUUGUCCAGACCCCGUCCAGCCUCCAAAUAAACCUGUUUGCUAUUCUGCUACUUUCAAAAGCUACAUGUAGAUCAGACUGAUUGAGAUAAACAAGCAAGCAUGCAAACUAUUAUGCAUUUUCACAGUAGGCCUCUUUCCAUUGGUUGAGUUGUCAGUACUUUACACUGGUUUUCAAAUGAAAUGUCUUUUUUUGCUUUCAUUUAAGGUUUUGCAUUCAUUUUCCAAGGUUUUAAUUUUAGAUAUGGAAUGUUGAGGUCCCUGUUUCCCCCCCUCUGUAUUUCUCAUCUGGUGUGGUCCUCCUAGGUGUAGAAGCACUAUAUUUGUAUCUUUUUUCAUUUUUUUUCUUCAAUGUAUGUGGUAACAUCUUAAAUCACCACCAUGUUGGAAAAGCUGUGUAAUUUCCCCUAAACUGGCAAACUUGGAAAUGCUGGAAGACUCAGAAAAACAAAAGAAAUAAUAAAAGGAAAAAGCAAUGAUGCA